Molecule: messenger RNA, 2049 nt
Organism: Botrytis sinoallii
Lineage: Eukaryota; Fungi; Ascomycota; Leotiomycetes; Helotiales; Sclerotiniaceae
Exons: 6
Coding region: 1-2049 (682 amino acids)
Biological process (GO): DNA-templated transcription; regulation of DNA-templated transcription
Molecular function (GO): DNA-binding transcription factor activity, RNA polymerase II-specific; zinc ion binding; DNA binding
Source: RefSeq, a predicted model, not a curated record
AUGGAAUCCGUGGCUUCCAAUGAGCAAACACGUCUACGAAUCAAAGUUGCUUGUGAAGAAUGUCGAAAGAAUAAACGAAAGUGCCAAGGCCAGAGACCAACAUGUGCUUUAUGUGAGAAAGGAGGGAAGCUGUGCUAUUACCCCCCAGAGACCUCACGAAAACGUAAACAUCGUGAUGACAGCUAUGUCCGUAGUCUCGAAGACAAAGUGAAAGCUUUGGAGGCCCAGUUGGCAAAUUACCAAAGUUCGGAGCCUCAAUCUCAACACAAUGAAGAAUAUAUGGGCCAUGAGAUCUUGCCUGUACGCAGUCCUGCUACCACGAGUUCUCUUACUUAUGAGUCUGAGGCCAUAACCCCAGAGAGCAUUGAUGAGCCCAAUGAUCCGCGCUCGCAGGUUGCAAUGAAGGAGCUUGCUUCAUUGAUGUUAACCAUGGAUAUCGAGGAGAAAGGUGAACCGUCAUUUACCAUCCCAAGGAACAAGUCCUCCUCUAGACAAAAUUCUGUUUCAAACGAGAACUUGAAUCCUGAUACUAGCAGUCAUGAUACAGACUUAGGCAAGAUUGGAUUCUACACAGAAACACGAACGCAUCUCGUUGAAUGUUUCAUGGCUGCAUUCAAUAUUUAUCAUCAAUUUAUAGAACAAGGAGAGCUUCAAACCAUUCUAUUGGAGACCACAUUCUCAACAGAGCUGGAUUUUGACUUUCGUAAUCAUGCUUUACUUUCCGUGGGUGCCUUUCUUUCUCCAAAGUCGGAUGCAAAGAAGUUGAGUAUUCACCAUGCCACGUCUGCUGAGAACAUCCUAUUGAGAUGUAUACGGGAGCAUCCGAGUGACUUGGUUGUUCAAGGACUUGCAUUGUUAUCGUGGCGAGAGUUGAUGCUGGAGAAUAAUAGCAUGGCCUACACUUACAUAGCUAUGGCCACAGGCUUGAUAUUGCAUCUUGGGCUUCAUGUGAGUAACCUCGGACCAGGGAAGUUGCCAGACUUGACUUUGAAUCGCAAUUCCACGGUCGAUGACUAUGUUCGUAAACGCCGAAUAAGGUCAUUUUGGGCUUAUUUUUCGGUGGAUCGCAUGGUAAGCUCAAGUCUCGGGAUGAAUUGCACCAUACACUGGCAACGCAUUCGAAUAUCCUCAUUCUUCAGCGUCUUGGAUCAUAACCCGUCACCUGAUGAAUUAGCUCAUGAUAAGUUCUGCCAGCUAUGGCAUCUUUGGGACUCUUUCAUGGACCAAAGGUAUGCGUUCGAGUGGACCGGUUUGAAAGCCAAGCAACGACAAAAUCUUUUGAAGCGCGCGCAUCAAGCACUCACAGAUUUCUAUGUCGGUACCGAUGAUAAGCUAGCUCUGAGUAAGACUUGCAUGCCUCAAACUUUCCUUCUUUUCCAGUUGGCAUAUCACACUGCAAUAUUGCUCAUUCAUCGUCCCUUUUUAAAUGAGCCUAAAGGCUCGGAAACUCUGAGCUUUGCUUUGAGAUCAGCGACAAACGCCGCUGCCUCGAUAGCUCGAAUUGUUCGAGCAUAUCGAAAACUUCGUGGUUUCGCUGAUGCCAAUCCUCAAGUCAUAGAUUACAUCCUUAGUGCUGCCGUAAUACAUUUAUUGAAUGCAACUUCUGGUCGCAACUUUCUAGGGAGGCAAUCUGCCAAUAGCCUGCAAAGUUGCUUGGAUGCUCUAGUCGAGAUGCAGACUACGUGGAUGCCACAAGCAAGCAGAGCGAUACAGGAAAUCCAAGAGCUUGCAGCCAAAUGGAAAGUAGUCUGGGCAUUACCAUUAAAAUUCAGCCAGCGCCUACCAGAAAAGGAAAUUCGUCAAGACUGCAGUCGAAUUAUGGUACCGAUGCAAGAAUUUUCAAAUGUCCUUACUGGUGGCGCUCAAAUACCCCAUGGAUUUGAGAUAGGUGAAGUUGCGAACAGGUACAUAUAUACUGGUUUCAAUAAUGACUGCGUGGAUCCAAGCUUGUUUGAAAAUGCUUUGGAGCAUGUCAAUCUACCUGAACAUAUUGCGUAUCAAUCAAGUCUUGAGUGGCUUUUCGACGAAAGCAAUCCUGGUCUGCAGUAG